CUUUUUUUUUGUGAUCUGAGUGUGGAGACGGUUGCAAUUUGGAUCCGUAGUCGACGGGUUGCAAUACACAAAAAGUUCUUGUUUCGUUUCCAUCUCGACUCCCUUGCCCUCCGACAUCCUGACCCACUCGCUGCCUCGAAGCUGCCCUGCUGCUAGACUCAGAGGCUUCCGCUCCCUUGAUAUAAGUUAUUAGCGUUUGUGUAUCACACCCAGACGAUCCCGUCUACGAGGCUGAGAGUCGCUGCAGGACAACGAGCUCAUGUACAGCGCACACAAUAACGACGCAAGUCGUCAAUCAGGUUUUGGAGCCGUUGGCUUGGGUUUUCUCAACGGUAACAUAGAUGACGAUGAAGACGACACCAGUCCGACCCAGAGGCACCGCCCACCUAUGACAGCGGCAACAGCACCCCGACAACCUGUCUCCCUUCCACUCGCUGCCCCUCGGCCAGGAUACCCAGCACCCGUUUCGGCCCUCAAGAUGCCUCCUUCCACUUCCCCAGAGUCAUCCCGUCUCCCUCAAAUGUCCCAAGUCCCUCAGGUAUUAUCUGCCACCCGUAGGCAGCCCGACAUGGGUGCACCCCGCAUGCCUCCCCCGAUCUAUCAGACACCUGCAUUUCCAAGACCUGUCGUACCGAGCACCCCUCAUCCGUUACAACCACCCAUGACUCCCAUCACCCCCGUGUUUGCCCGCCCUUCAAAGUCUCCUGCACCCCAAACGGAUGUCAAGUUUGCUAGUGACGUAAUCAUACGCGGUAAUUCAGAGGAUAACCUCUUACCGAAGCGGGGUGAACGCGGUGAUUAUUUCUGGAGGAGAUUUAGCGUGGUUGCCAAGGAGGAGAAGAGGCCCAGUUCCUGGUUGGUUAAGACACAAAACGGUAUAAGUCGGAUGUCUCGUUGGGUCUGGCUUAUUGCUUUCUUGAUCUUAGUGGGCAUUGCCUUAUUCGCUGCGUACGAGAUCACUCACAAAUCGACAACAACCACCCAACCGACGGCCGUCGGUGGCAAGGCCAGCGAGACUGCGGGACCAACAUCUAAAUCUGCUCCGGCAGCUACCCAGUCAACGUCUCUUCACGUCUCUCCCACGUACACGGUCGCACGCCGUGCAGCAGAGCCUCAGCCAACCCCCUUAGAUGCUGUUUAUGCUGUUUAUCCGCUCUCAGGUCCCCCUCUCAAUGGUCUGGUUCAAGCGAAGGUCCCACGACGCGCCAAGAAACAUCGUCAUCAAUCCCUAUAUCAUUAGGCUUUUAUGCUGCCGCAUAUUUGUUUGGCAGUCCUGCUCAUACGAUACCAACCGUCGACCCAGCAAACUGCGUAAUACCGAUUGCAUAACCUCGUCUUUUCGACUCUCGGGACCAAUGUUAACAGCGUCCCGUCCUCUCCUUUGCAUUGCCUCGAUGCUAAACGCAGCUUGUAUUUAUCCUUUAUACCAUCACUUCACACUUAUGUUGAGAUACGCUUUAUUCC
This is a messenger RNA of Pisolithus orientalis, 1464 nucleotides long. RefSeq lists its product as uncharacterized. The transcript is spliced from 4 exons. Bases 260 to 1240 code for a protein of 326 amino acids. The record is from RefSeq and is a predicted model, not a curated record. NCBI's taxonomy places the organism in Eukaryota, Fungi, Basidiomycota, Agaricomycetes, Boletales, Pisolithaceae.